AUGCGACCACUAUUGCCCCGUCAAACCCCACCGCCGUCUCCGGCCAUGAAGACACGUUCACCAUCUUCAACCAGGGUCUCCCGUAAAAGAUCCAGAACCGUGAAUCCAAGACGUAGAUCAAGAACCGUGAAUCCAAGUUUCGCUGAUCUUCCAUCAAGUCUUGUUGAGGUAAUAAUGUCUCUGCUAGUAUUGAAAGACAACAUCCGAGCAUCUGCUGCUUGCAGGUCAUGGCGUGAAGCUGGUCUAUCUGUUCGUGUAGUCGAAAAACAUCCUUGGCUUAUGCGUUUUCCUAAACGCGGAAACUCUUUUGAACUCCGUGAUCCAUUGCAAUGGAAGAAGCACUACACUUUGGAACUGCCAGAGCUAGCUGGCUCCACUGUGUGUUACUCAAAAGAUGGUUGGCUACUCAUGCAUAGAGCUAGCUCAAACGACAUCUUCUUCUUCAACCCGUUUACUCGGGAGCUCGUAAGCUUUCCCAAGCUUGAGCCGUCAUUUCUGGAUAUUGCAUUCUCCUGUCCUCCUUUGUCGGAUAACUGUGUUGUGCUAGCGUUAGAUUACAAUAGGCUAGGUCAAGAGAGAAUGAUAACUAUCAGUACUUGCCUUCUUGGAGCAACAGAGUGGAUUACUACUACUGAGCAAUUCCUUGAUGGUUCUCAAGUGUGUUAUAAGCUGAGCAAGCUUGUCUAUGUGAAAGAUCGAUUCUUUUGCUUUGACUGCUCUCACGGAAGUGGAGGAUACUGCAUGUAUACCUUUCACCCGCCUUCCAGCAAAUGGAUGUCUUAUGUUUCUCCUUGUCUCGGUCGCUAUGAUCAGCGGCGUUAUCUGUACGCGAGUUCAGUUUAUUUGUUCGAGAAGGAAGGACAGCUCAUUCUCAUGCAUACAAGCGGUAAUGACAACCCAAGGGUGUUUAAAUUAAGCUCUUUUGGACGGUUGGAGUUGAUGUGGAAGAUUGAGCGUGAUGCCUUGACAUUGUUUGUCAGUUUUUACAACUCUGAGUUGAGAACUAAUCUCCCAUGGAUGAGGAACAGUGUCUACUUCUCAAGGUUUGGUCACGGUCGCAAGCGUUGUGUAUCCUACUCGUUUGAUCAAGGCAAGUACCAUCCGCGUAAUGAAGAGCAGAUCUGGCGACAACGAUGUCCUCCUCAAAGCAUUUGGAUCAAUCCCCCCAAGAACGUUUUAAACUAUUUGUGA
Microthlaspi erraticum is the source of this 1191-nucleotide messenger RNA. Lineage: Eukaryota; Viridiplantae; Streptophyta; Magnoliopsida; Brassicales; Brassicaceae. The record is from the annotation of a GenBank genome assembly.